AUGAUAGCUAGAUUCAAUAUUGUUAUCCAAUUAGGUUUCCUAUUCCGUGCCUCUGAAAGCUUUGUCCCUUUAGCUUCUGAUUCUUCCCGUUUGAGGGCCCCAAUUUUGAAGCUUUCCCGAUUCUGGAUUAGCACUGCCUUAGCUGCUUCAGCCACUGCAGAGCCCGCAUUAUGUGAAACUCUUAAUGAAAACUCAACAAUAAAAUUUGAAGACCACCACCCAAAGGAUUCCACGGAUGUUCUCCGUAGAUGGGGUUGCAGCGACUGUGACAUAUCAAAAAUAUUUCAGCGGCGACCUGGUUUGCGAAAGGCUGAUAUUGCCAACCUUCAAUUGAAACUCGACUUACUUCGAGGAUUGGGCAUCACAUCUUCUGACCUUGUCAAGAUAAUCAAUUGUCGCCCCCGCUUCCUCAGUGGUAGCUUGAAUCGUCAUUUUGAUGAGCGCCUAGACUAUCUGCAAGCGUUUUUUGGGUCAAGAGAAGUACUUCUGAAAGCCAUUGUACGAAACCCUUCCCUUCUCACCUAUGACUUCCACAAUAAGAUCAAGCCUGUGAUUGCUACAUACAGUGAACUUGGUGUGAGUAGACAGGACUUGAUUCAGAUUCUUCUUGCUCGCCCCACCUUAAUUCCUCGAACAUCUCUUUGUAAUGAGAAGUUGGAUUACAUUAAUAGGACUGGGGUCCCCAAGCAUUCAAAACUGUACAAACAUGUGGUUGCCGUGAUUGCCAUUUCACGCAUCGAGACAAUCCGUGAGAAGCUGGCCAACCUCGAGAAGUUUGGGUUUUCAGAAGAUGAGGUUUUGGAUCUUUUUGGACGAACCCCUCUUGUUCUGACUCUAUCUAUUGACAAGAUUCAGCGGAAUAUGACUUUUGUAUUAGGAACAAUGAAACUACCAGCCAGGGUGGUCCUUGAUCACCCGUUUUUGCUGUUUUUGAAUCUGGAGGCUGCUUUAAAGCCACGGAUACUUCUGGCAGGAAAAAUAGAGGAUAUGGGCCUCGAUCCACAAAUUAAAGGGCCUGCACUAUUAAGAGCUUUGAGAAUGAAAGAAAAGCGAUUUGUUAAUGCAUUUAUUAAUUGUCACCCAAAGAAUGUUGCUGAUGAACUGAUGCAGUUCUACAGAAAUGCAAAAUGUGUCAAGCGUUUGGCAGAAUCCUCAAAAAAAAACUUGCACAAGGGAUUCCCAUUUUAA
Messenger RNA from Thlaspi arvense, 1188 nucleotides. The record is from the annotation of a GenBank genome assembly. NCBI's taxonomy places the organism in Eukaryota, Viridiplantae, Streptophyta, Magnoliopsida, Brassicales, Brassicaceae.